AUGAAGUUUGCUUCUCAAUCGGUAACAACUGCAAAAUUGGCUUCUAGACAAACAUUAAAAAAAAAACCAAAACUGGAACAGCUAGAUAGUGUAUUGUUCAAAUGGUUUAGUGCAGUACGUUCUGAAGGAAAGCCGGUAACAGGGCCAAUGAUUGUUGAAAAGGCAAAGAAAUUCGGCCAAGAUUUAGGAGUUGCUGAAAGUGAAUCAAACCAAAACUCUGCAGAAAAAUACAAAGACGAGUUUGAGAAAAUCGUGGCUGAUAAUGAUUUAACACCUGAACAGAUUUACAAUGCUGAUGAAACAGGGCUAUUGUGGCGAUGUUUACCAACAUCUACACUAGCUGGGGGAGGAGAAAAUGCCGCCAAGGGUUUUAAAAAAAACAAAGACAGAUUAACCGUUUUGCUAUGUGCUAAUGCGUCUGGAAACCACCGAGUGACCCCUUUUGUGAUAGACUGGUUUUUUCACCACUUUGUGCCUGAGGUCAAGGAAUCCUUCAAAAGCCUUGGUCUACCAGAAGAUACUAAAGCCAUCCUUCUUUUGGACAACUGCAAAGCCCAUCUGCCAGUAGAUGAAAGGUCUUUUAUUCAAGGCCUGUUAAAUGCCGACUGUGACGUGACUGAUUUUCAAAAAAAGUUUACAGUAAAAGAUGCCGUCUAUUCGCUUCAGAUGUUCAAUAUAUUUGUAAAUGAUAUUCCUGAAGCACCUAAUGUUGAUCUAGCUUUAUAUGCGGACGAUACUGCCAUCAUCUCUCAACAUCCCAACACCGCCACGGUCCCGUAUGAGCGACUUUCGAUAAAUGUUUUCAAAAAGAUUCCUUCGAUCGGAAAUCCCGUUCUCCAUUCAUUGCCUAUUUAUCAUCUAGGAAUUGCAUCAUCUAGAAGAAGGCCCACAGCCACUCUAGAAAGCGCAUAUAAUGCGUUAUCAUUUCCUAAGAGGCGUUGCUAUGGGGACGAGGCGCCUCGAAGCUAUCACUCAACUCGUUCACUGAACCCUCCCCUUCCCCCGCCUGAGAGAAUUCCUGGUCUUUCCGCUUUACUCAGGGUCACUCUCUUUGUCCCAUAA
Stegodyphus dumicola is the source of this 1062-nucleotide messenger RNA. RefSeq names its product jerky protein homolog. The record is from RefSeq and is a predicted model, not a curated record. NCBI's taxonomy places the organism in Eukaryota, Metazoa, Arthropoda, Arachnida, Araneae, Eresidae.